CCCAAAUUUCCCUUUUCAAUUCCACUCCGACACUUAUUUCUCGUCCCUCUCUCUGCAUCUAUCUAUGUCUCCAUGCUCGCCUGAACCUCCAAUCCUAAGCCUCCGCCGCGGCCACCACCACUCGCUUCUGCGGUGACCGAUUCGCUUUUAUUUAUUCGGGGAGAUUGCUUCAGAUUUUCAGGUUGGAAGUUGAUUUCUUGUAAUUGUUGAUAUCAGAAAAUGGUUUCAUGUUCAAAUGGUAGCUUGUCUGAUGAGGUCUCGAAUAAGCGGCCUUUGGAGAAUGGUUGUGUGCCUAAAUAUAAGCCCAGGAAAGUAUCUUCUGUCCGCGAUUUCCCCCCUCGGAGUGGCCCCAAUGCAGUGCCAGUGAAUUUGCGACCAGAAGAAUCUGUUUGUAGUAACGCGGCUGGGAGUAGAGAUGAUCCAGGUGUUGUGAAUUUGGAACUGCCCAACACUAUGUUGGAGUGUCAAUCACGUGAAGAAGUCAGUUCACCAACUUCCUCGACUCCCCGGCACUGUGCAGGUGUAAAUGGUAGCAUAGACGUAUCAAUGACUGAGACAUUUGAUACAUUAAUUGAGAAGGCAGAGGAGAAUAUAGCUGCCUCCAUGAAACUGGUCGAGGAAAUUGGAUCUGUUGGAACUAAGAUACCCGAUGAUGAUGAGUCGCACAGACAGCAAGCAGUAUGUAAUCCUGUUGAAAUAGAGAGAGAUGAACAAUUGGGUACAUAUGUGGGAAAUGUGGAAACAACAGUAAUAAAUGGUCUCAUGGACGAAGCUCAGGAAGUUAUGCCAGAAUCAGAUCUUGUUGGAGUCAACAUUGUGAAAGACAUAGAUACUCUUGAUCAGUCUGGAGGUCGGUCACUGUUGGAAGAGUUAAAGGAGGAUAUUGGUGAAACGUCCUUUCAGAAUUCUGGUAUUGAGGUUGCUAAGUCCCUGGGUGAUCCUCUGGAAUUUUCUGCCAUUUGUGGCAGUAUUCAGCCAGGGCCUUCCAUUAGGCCAAGAGAUAAAUACCGUCCCAGAAGAGUAUCUGCUGUUCGUGAUUUCCCUCCACGUUGUGGCAUAAAUGUUUCUUUAUUGAUUGAGAAAGAAAAGGGGAUGGCUGGCCUAGGAAAGGAUAGUCUGAACAGAACCGAGGAAGCUGAAUUGACGCCAAAACCAAUUAUGUCGACGGAUGCCUCAGAGAGAGAGAUAACAAGCGAGAUGCCCAUGGCCUCUAAAAAAUGUCCUGAUGGUCUUUACAAUGUUAGUGUUGAAAUUGAAGAAAGUGAAGCAUUGAAUGAUAGUGUUGGAAGAGGAUUGCUAGGAGAAAUGACGGUAGCCACUGCAGAAGGGGACGGGAUGGAAUUUGAAGAAUACAACAGAGAUUUACUGUAUGGCAUCACUGAGGAAAAUGGAGCAUCUCCAGGAUCAGAUACCUUGUCUAAGGCAUCAGUGAAUACCAGAAUCGAGGAUGUUGGAGGGUCAGUUGGCAAAGAAGUUGCCACUUUUUCACCAGAUAGAAAUGAUAAAGAUAUGCAUCCUCAUGGUGAUAUUACCUCCAGGAAUGAAUUAAAUAGAGAGGUUGUACAUGGCCUGAUGGCGGCACCAUAUUGCCCCUGGAGGAAAUCGAAAGCUUCUUCAAACAGUCCAAAUGGUGGAACAGAUGGUCUAAAGAGGAGAAUGCAGAACGUGUCUCUACAGAAGAAGCCCGAAGCCAAUACUUUGAACACUAAUGUCGAAGCAAAUUCAUCAGUCUCUCCAUCUUCAAAGAAUAAGAGUCCUGUUUCAGAUGAUAGGGAUAAAAUGCAUAGUAAACCAACCUUCAUAGACGAGGGAGAUCAUCAUGCCGGAAGUAAGGGCAUACGUGAAGCCACUCCUAUAUCCAUGUUCAAGGCAGAUGUUGACAGCAGUGAUAAUGAUUCGGUAGAACCUAUUAGAAAGAAUGUUGUUGAUUCUUCUCCAGGAGACAGUGAUCAAGGGAGGAAUUUGCAUAAUGCUUUUGUCUCAAAGGAUGUUGUGGAUAGGGUGGUUGUGCAUGGUUUGAUGGCUGCACCUAAUUGUCCAUGGAAGAAGGAGAAAGCAAUAGUUAACUCAAAUGGAAAGACAAGUGGAGCAAAAAAGAUGAAGCAGAAUUUGUCUUGGCGGCAGAAGUUCAUGGCCGUUGCCAUAAAAAGUAAACCUGAAAUGAAAUCUCCAGGUUUGUCUUCUAAGAAGAAAAAGAAAGUUCAUAUGUCCAAUGAUGUAAAUGAGGGACCUGAUGCUUUGGUGCUUGGAGAUGAUGGAGAUCAUGAUGGAGAUUUUGCUACAAAUUCUCCUGUCAGCCGCAACCUAGAAGAAUGUGAAAUAAGCUUCCCUCGAUUUGGUCCCAAGAGUUCUGGUCAUGGUGAUGAUCGCAACAAAGUGAGAGAAACUCUUCGGUUGUUCAAUGCUACCUGUAGAAAGCUCUUGCAACGAGAGGAAGAAGAAGUGGGAAACCUGGUUGAAGGAGAGGAAGGAAGAUCAAAGCAGUCGGGCAGAAAACUCAGAAGGAUUGAUCUAAUAGCUUCACAGGCGCUCAAGACGAAGGGAAAAUAUGUAAAUACAACUAAAAGAAUUGGAGCAGUUCCAGGAGUUGAAGUGGGCGAUGAAUUUCAAUACAGAGUGGAGCUUGCUGUUGUUGGCAUUCACUUCCCAUUCCAGUCUGGCAUAGAUAGUAUGAAGGUAGAUGAACUUCUACUUGCUACCAGUAUUGUUACGUCCGGGGCAUACCAAGACGAUGCCGAGAAUGCUGAUGUUUUAAGAUAUUGUGGGCAAGGAGGAAAUGUCCUCGGGAAGUCUAAACAACCUGAAGAUCAAAAGCUCGAAAGGGGGAAUUUGGCUCUAAAGAAUUGUAUAGAUAAAAAGACACCAGUGCGUGUUGUUCGUGGAUGGAAGGAGAUGGUGCGUAUUGACCCUCUGGAUUCCAAGCCUAAAAUGGUCACUAGUUAUGUUUAUGAUGGCCUAUAUACUGUGACUGAUUGCUGUACAGAAAAAGGGCCACAUGGUAAGCAAGUUUUUAUGUUUGAGUUGAGGAGGAACCCAGGCCAGCCUGAUCUUGCUUGGAAAGAAUUGAAGAAGUCAAGUAAGUCCAAAGUCCGCCCUGGAUUGUGUGUCACUGAUAUUUCUUGUGGAAAAGAACGCAUUCCUAUUUGGGCGGUGAACACUAUAGACGAUGGAAAACCACCUCCAUUCAACUACAUUUCAAAGAUGAUGUACCCUGAUUGGUACAGUCCAAACCCCCCAGAAGGUUGCAAUUGUGUCGGGCUAUGUUCUGUCAGAAAAAAAUGUGCAUGUGCACAUAGAAAUGAUGGAGCAAUCCCAUACAACCGCAAUGGAGCUUUAGUUGAAACUAAGACUCUUGUGUACGAGUGUGGUCCCCAUUGCAAAUGCCCCCCUUCCUGCUACAAUAAGGCCACACAACGAGGCAUCAAGUUUCAGCUUGAGAUCUUCAAGACAGAGGCUAGAGGCUGGGGUGUGAGGGCCCUGUCUUCUAUACCUUCAGGAAGCUUCAUAUGCGAGUACGUAGGAGAACUUCUUGAUGAUGUAGAAGCUGAGGAGAAAAUUGGCAAUGAUGAAUAUCUCUUUGACAUUGGCCAGAAUCUAAUCGAUUCCCCUGCCAAUUCUGAUGACGAAGAAAUGACAGCUGAGCUUAAAGGAGGGGGUUGCACGAUUGAUGCAUUGACGUAUGGGAAUGUUGGGAGGUUCAUUAAUCACAGCUGUGCACCCAACCUUUGGGCGCAAAAUGUGAUUUAUGACAACGAGGAUAAGAGAAUGCCCCACGUGAUGCUUUUCGCAAUGGAGAACAUUCCGCCGCUCCAGGAGCUCACCUAUUCCUACAACUACUCCUUUGGUCAGAUCCGCGACUCUGAUGGAAACGUUAAGGUUAAGAGUUGUUACUGCGGCGCUGCAGGAUGCAGCGGCAGGUUGUACUGAGGUGUUUGUGAUUAUGAUUUUCAUGUCUAUAUCUUUCUUCCAUUUUUAUGUCAGCUGCCAUGUGCAUAUACAAAGCCUAGAGAGUGGCUCCCAAGUUUUCCAAAUGAAUGAAUUGCAACAUUUAUAAAUGCUGACUCUGUAAGCAUCAUAUUGUUUUAUGCAAUUUCUUUGUAUG
Messenger RNA from Salvia splendens (bonfire salvia), 4102 nucleotides. Its product is annotated as histone-lysine N-methyltransferase, H3 lysine-9 specific SUVH5. The transcript has 3 exons. NCBI's taxonomy places the organism in Eukaryota, Viridiplantae, Streptophyta, Magnoliopsida, Lamiales, Lamiaceae. Gene Ontology annotation, molecular function: protein binding; zinc ion binding; histone methyltransferase activity. Gene Ontology annotation, cellular component: nucleus. Bases 220 to 3927 code for a protein of 1235 amino acids. The record is from RefSeq and is a predicted model, not a curated record.